AUGGCCAGGAUGGAAGCAAUGCUUGCUAGCCUUUGCAAAGAAGUUGAAGACAUAAAGAAAUUCAAGGAGGAAGUAAUAUCCAAUCGGCAAAAUCAAGACGCUGCCACUCAGAAGCUUGAAGCACAAGUUGGAUAUUUGUCCAAACAAACCUCGAGCUACAGUUCCAGCAGUGUCACCAAGACAAUUUCAAGGGAGGAAUGCAAGGCUAUUACCCUCAGAAGUGGAAGAGAGUUGGAAGAAAAGUCAAAGGAAACUAAAGAAGAGAAAGCAGAGGAUAGUUCAACUGACAAGGAAGAAGCACAGAUGCCUACUCCCAGUUUAGCAGAGGAAGAGGAAGUUUUAAAGCCAUAUGUCCCAAAGGCUCCUUACCCUCAACGCCUAAUGAAGAAUGCUAAGGACAGCCAAUUCUCUAAAUUCUUAGAGAUCUUCAAGAAACUUCAGAUCAACAUUUCCUUUGCUGAAUCACUAGAGCAAAUGCCACUCUAUGCUAUGUUUCUGAAGGAAUUGAUGACCAAGAAAAGAAGUUGGAGGAAUGAUGAAACUGUGAUACUUACUGAGGAAUGUAGUGCUAUUAUCCAACACAAGCUACCUCAAAAAUUAAAGGACCCAGGAAGCUUCCAAAUUCCCUGUAUCAUAGAGGAAAUAACAGUUGAGAAAGCUUUGUGUGAUUUGGGAGCUAGUAUAAACUUGAUGUCCUUGACUAUGAUGAAAAGGAUGAAGAUUGAGAAAGCCAAACCAACAAGAAUGGCCCUCUAA
Molecule: messenger RNA, 756 nt
Organism: Arachis stenosperma
Lineage: Eukaryota; Viridiplantae; Streptophyta; Magnoliopsida; Fabales; Fabaceae
Exons: 1
Coding region: 1-756 (251 amino acids)
Source: RefSeq, a predicted model, not a curated record